GUCACGCAGCCGUGGCAGAGACUCUACUGAAUCAUGGGGCAUAUGUGGAUCUGGCGAACUGGUUUGGGCAGACACACUUUGUUUGGGCAACGAGGAAACUUCACACAGCCGUGGUGGGGAUUCUACUGAAUCAAGGGGCAUAUAUGGAUCUGGCGAACUGGGAAGGGUGGACACCCCUUGUUUGGGCAGCCAGGAAAGGUCACCCA
This is a messenger RNA of Ostreobium quekettii, 206 nucleotides long. The record is from the annotation of a GenBank genome assembly. Lineage: Eukaryota; Viridiplantae; Chlorophyta; Ulvophyceae; Bryopsidales; Ostreobiaceae.